CGACGCCGGGUUAUUAUUGCUUUGCCUGCUCGCUGGUCGCACCUGUUCGCGCCCUCGCUGGCCGAGGGAGCCGCAGCCCGUCCGGCGCCCCGGGAGGCCGCCCCGCACCUCUUUCCUCCGUUCCUCCGAAACGCCCAAACUCUGCGCGGGGGCGCGCUCGGGUCUCCUCGCGAGGAAACCGCCCGCCUGAGCGAAACGUCGCGAUCCCAGAGUUGCUGGGGGAAAAAAAUCAAAAAUCUCCGCUUGAGAUUCAUAAGUGCUCUGCAUCGUGUGAGAAAGAGACUUCCUUACAGGAAAAGCACGCACUUUGAGGACGUAGCUGGGAUGCCAAGAAACAUGAUGUCAGACUUCUCAGGGAUGCGAUAUGAAAUUCCUCCUGAGGUUCAGUUUGGAAAUGUUGAAAAAACCCAUCAUCUUGAGAGUGGAAAAAGUUGCCCAAGACGAAAAUACUCAACACUGGAUGAAGACGAACGCUUGAAGAAUCUAACUCAUGAAGAAAAAGAUGUCCUACUUUUUUUUGAAGAAACUAUUGAUUCCUUGGAAGAGGACUUGGAAGAGCAAGCCUUGCAUGACAGUGGUGUCUUCUGCCAUUCUCCAAAGUUGGUGGAAGAAAACACAUCCAGCCAUUCAGGGUCUGAAGAUAUCAUAGACUUGGUCCCGUCAGCACCAGAGAACAACACAGAACCAGCACCGGAAAAAACUUGGAAACUGGAUAAGCCAAAGCUGGAGGAUGUUGAACCAUCAAGGGAAGAUGUCCGUGUUAAUCCAGUUUCUGCUCAACCUACACUGCCUUCAGCACCCCCAUUGCCAGUCUGGGAGAUGUAUCCUGUUCAGCCUGAUGUAGCACAUCCAAAACUCCUUCGUUCGAUCCCCACUCCUCUUCUGAUUGCUCAGAAAAUAUCUGAGCAGGAGACAGAAGGCAGUUCUUCCUCUCUUCCUUCUCCAAAGGAACGGAACACCAGUGAGAGAAGGAGUGUCCCUGCUUCUUCCACCCUGUGCAGUAGAGAGCAUGUCAAGCCAUAUGUCCCCCCUCCAACUGCUCCCAAGCCCCAGAGGUUCCCGAGCAACAUCAGCUUCACCAACGCUAGCGAGCGGGAAUUCAGCAAAAUCAUCUCCAAGGCAGCCGUCAAUGUUCAAGAGCGCAAAGCUCAAGUGUUGGCCAACGUCAAUGGUUCAGCCUUCCUCAUAAGUGAGUUGGAGGAGAAACUACAGAAGCGUGAACUUCUGGGUCCCAGUCGAAACUCAUCCUUACAAGAUUUACCUUCUGAGCCAAUGACCCAUGAAGCCUUGAGUAACUUAAGCCCGGUUGAAAAAACUCUGGCACGUGCCCAACUGGUCUGCCCUCUCACAAUCCCCCCCACAAAGAAUGAGGGGCCUGAACUAGGACAUGUUGUACCAAAUGGCUAUCGAAACAUCCAUGAAAUCUUGAAAAAGGAUCCUAAUCUAUUGCCCACCAUGACCAAAACAAUGACUUUCAAGCCAGAUACUGACCUUGUGGAUGGUACAUCUGCUCAGCCAAACACCGCCAAGAGUUUUUCCAGACACACCCAGCAAGACUUCAUCCUUGAUAUACGGAGGAGGUCUGGCUCGUUGCCCAAAUCCUCAGGACUCCAACCCAGAGGUAUAACAGUACAGUUUUCCGGCCGUGGAUCAACAGAAGAAGCUCGGCGGGAGGCUCUACGAAAACUUGGACUUCUAAAAGAAUAGUGGAAUGAGAAUAACAUCCAGAGAACAUUAUGUGCCCGAAGACAGAUUCCAAUGUGAUCCAAAGACAGCUCUCUUUAUCACACAGACUAAGGAAAUAAUGAGUAUUGGAACUCCACUGUUCUGUGCUGGCAUUUUUUGGUGAAUGUCCUUGACGUGAAGUCAUAGUGCUUACUGAAGACUUUGAGGCAGUUAAUAAAAGCCUGGCUGAAAGUAAGCGUGUCAGGCUAAAUGAAGGUCAGUGGGCAGUAUGUGUGUAAGCUGGGUACAUGUGUCACUGGCAAUUACAUCUGCGUCCAUUGGAUGAAGCCCAAAGAGUCCCAAGAGGGACAGUAUUAAUGAAUUCUAUAAGGAUAAAUGUAUGCAGUACAUACACACAUAUUCGACAACUCAAAUCUGUAAUAAAGCUGCUAUCUCUGAUUGUCACAGAUAUUUAAUACCACACACACUGCAGAUCAUUCCUUCUUUUGCAGAGUAACUGGCGAGACUGUACGAAUCUUUUUCAGGAUGGUUGAUAACUUGAAAAGCAUUGUGUCUGCUGGAUUUGACAAAAGGUCCCUUUUUCUGCACCCAGUAUUCUGUUUCCCAUAGCCACCCAGUGCCUGUGCUUCUGAAACCAGUUGUGUUGAAAUGAAAGGGGACCCCAAUGUGCCAUAAGUCUGGAUUGCAGUCUUGGGCGCCCUACUUUUCUGACUUCCUAGGCACCAUGUUGAAGCAUACGGUGACCUGCUCCUCCUUCCAGCACCUAUAUUAGGCUAGUGUGUCCCAUCCUGAGCACCCUCCAGAUGCCCUGGGAGCUCAGGUCCAUGCAUCUGGAGAGUGCCCAGGUGUAGGCUCACAUAAGCUCCUAGAACUAGGUACAGAGUUGUACAUGGCACCUAACAAAGAGCGAAGGAACUAAAGAAAUAAAUAGCUGAUACUCAUUCCAAGUAGUACAAGGGAACACUACAGCUGAAGGUCUACAGGUCAUUCUCCCUUCCCUCCCUACUAUUAAAACCCAUUUUCGCUGAGUCUAUCAGGAUUCUGCUGCAGGGAAGUCCUGCAAAGUGGGGAAGAAGCUAUGCUAUCAGGCUUCAACUACCUGGACCAUACCUUUUGCUCUUUGUAGCUCAGACUGUAUUACAGAGUUUAGGGAAGUGCUCACAGAUCUCCUGAGAAGUGGCAUUGGAAGAUAGGAGGCCCAAGAAUUGUCCUGCAUUGUAAGAAGCAGAGCCUUUCUCAGACUCGAUGCCCUACUUGCAUAUUGAUCCUUUCAGCUAAGGUGUCUUGUAGUAAUACUGUGAAUUCUCGUUUUAUCUCAAGUCCUCUUAGUCAAUGUAGUGUGACAACUGCUGUGAAUCCAGAGUGGGCUAGUCAUGUUGACCUCAUGCUGAAACAAUAGCAACUCCUGUGAUUUAAAGAGAAUAAAUAACCUUCUGUUGCCAUAACUGUCUCAUGUUACUU
Messenger RNA from Python bivittatus (Burmese python), 3147 nucleotides. RefSeq names its product proline and serine rich 2 (gene PROSER2). NCBI's taxonomy places the organism in Eukaryota, Metazoa, Chordata, Lepidosauria, Squamata, Pythonidae. The record is from RefSeq and is a predicted model, not a curated record.